Sinocyclocheilus grahami is the source of this 804-nucleotide messenger RNA. RefSeq names its product paired box 1b (gene pax1b). Bases 1 to 804 code for a protein of 267 amino acids. Gene Ontology annotation, molecular function: RNA polymerase II cis-regulatory region sequence-specific DNA binding; DNA-binding transcription factor activity, RNA polymerase II-specific. The transcript has 3 exons. NCBI's taxonomy places the organism in Eukaryota, Metazoa, Chordata, Actinopteri, Cypriniformes, Cyprinidae. The record is from RefSeq and is a predicted model, not a curated record. Gene Ontology annotation, biological process: regulation of transcription by RNA polymerase II; anatomical structure development.
AUGGGGCAGAUCCUGAGCUCCAGAGGAUCGGGGAGGAGUCACGAGCUGUCUAAUCAGACGUACGGGGAGGUCAAUCAGCUCGGCGGGGUGUUUGUAAACGGCCGGCCUCUUCCUAACGCGAUCCGGAUCCGGAUCGUCGAACUGGCGCAGCUCGGAAUCAGGCCUUGCGACAUAAGCCGACAGCUCCGGGUCUCUCAUGGCUGUGUGAGCAAAAUUCUGGCCAGGUACAACGACACCGGCUCCAUUUUACCCGGUGCUAUCGGUGGGAGUAAACCCCGGGUCACGACGCCAAACGUGGUGAAGAGCAUACGGGAUUACAAACAGGGCGAUCCUGGAAUAUUCGCUUGGGAAAUACGCGACAGACUGCUGGCCGACGCAGUGUGUGACAAAUAUAACGUUCCCUCUGUGAGCUCCAUCAGUCGCAUUUUGAGAAACAAGAUUGGGAACCUGUCUCAGCCGAGUCAGUACGACAGCAAACCCUCUCCGCCGCAGAUCUCCUAUAAUCCCGUGUAUCCGUAUUCAUACCCGAACGCCAUGUCCCCGACCGGCUCCAAACUGGGCAGUCCUCCGGCUGUGUCUGUCAGCCUGUCCCGGGCCUGGCCCUCCGUUCACACCGUCAGCAACAUAUUAGGAAUACGGGCUUUCAUGGACCCCGCAGCUAUUGCCGGAACAGAGAGUUACCAGCCGAAAAUGGAGGACUGGACGGGCGUUAACAGACAUUCAUUUCCUUCCGUUCACGGAGUCAACGGCAUCGACAAACCUCCAGUAGAAAGCGACAUUAAGUACACCCAGGUGAACUUUUAA